AUGUCUCUCUCCUUAUUUCGAUUCGUCGCUGCUGUUGGUAGAACACUAGUUGUUGCUAAUUCAUUAGGUACAUUGACAUUGCAAGUGGUAUUUGUGCUUAGAGGGUUCAUUAUUGCCAAAGAUGAUAUUAAGCCAUGGAUGAUCUGGGGCUACUAUAUAUCUCCUAUAAUGUAUGGCCAAAAUGCCAUAGCAAUUAAUGAAUUCUUAGACAAAAGAUGGAGUGAAGUACGAAUUAAUAUUCCCAUUCGUUUGUGA
Lathyrus sativus (Indian pea) is the source of this 255-nucleotide messenger RNA. The record is from the annotation of a GenBank genome assembly. Lineage: Eukaryota; Viridiplantae; Streptophyta; Magnoliopsida; Fabales; Fabaceae.